AUGACGUCAUUACUCGGUGGAAGCAGUAUAUUACACAUAGCAAAUCGAUUAGGUGGCUUGAAGAAAGAGGUCCCAUCGGAAGGUGAGUAUCUUUUGGCUUUGGUUACUGUAUUCGAAGGGAUCUACCGUAUCCGCCCGCGCUUCGGUAGCAGAGACCGGAUUAAAGUCACCAGCAAAGGGGAGGAGCGUCAUCAAGAUCAAAGAUAA
Messenger RNA from Haemonchus placei, 207 nucleotides. The record is from the annotation of a GenBank genome assembly. NCBI's taxonomy places the organism in Eukaryota, Metazoa, Nematoda, Chromadorea, Rhabditida, Trichostrongylidae.